Messenger RNA from Serendipita indica DSM 11827, 1392 nucleotides. The record is from the annotation of a GenBank genome assembly. Lineage: Eukaryota; Fungi; Basidiomycota; Agaricomycetes; Sebacinales; Serendipitaceae.
AUGACAGAGUCAGCGCCACAAAAAGGAGGUCUCUAUGCUGCCCUCAGGUUCACGGGAAUACCUCCAAGUUGGCUAGAGAAACGACCGAAACUUCCUUCACGGAAUUGGCUUAUUUUCAUCGGAGUUGUCGGCUCGCUGGCGACUUUGUACGUCGACGACAGGCGAAAAUGCAAGCAAAUACGCGAAGAAUAUAUCUCCAAAGUGAGACAUUUGGCAGAAGAGCCCCUUGGGAAUGCGGAAUGGGGACGAAAAGUCAAAGUCUACUCGUGUCGCUAUCCUGAGGACCAAGACCAUGAACGUACUAUGAAGUACUUUAAGAAAUAUGUAAAACCGAUAUUUGUUGCUGCUGCAAUAGAUUUCGAUAUCAUCAAUGGCAAUCACUAUGGCGCAUUGACAAACAAGAUUGUUGAUGAUAUCAAAAAACGACGGAGAGAAAUGGCUGGACUGGAAAAAUCUCAUGAUGAGCUGCUUCAACAGGUGCAGCCUCUCCGAGGGGACAGAGCUCCAGCAGCGCGGCAAAAGCGAGAACUGGAGGGUGGAACCGUCAUCAUUGGAAGACACACCCUCAAAGAGUAUAUGGAGGGGCUGCGAAGAGGCUGGUCGGAAUCUAUGAUGCCCCGAGAUGUCGAGGAAGAGUUUGCUCAAACUCUCUCUGACGAGCCGUUUGCGGACCAGACAAUCCAGGCUCAGGAUGGUGAACUACCUUCGCCUUCGUCAUUUAACACUUCCUCGCCACUCUCACCACCAUCAAAUGUUCUGAAUACGAACCAAAAGGUAUCAGUAUUUGGACAGCUCCAGCGACAGCAGCCCUCGAAGCCCAUUCCAGUCACCGCCCUUGACGUGCCGCCAGCAUCCAUUCCUCCACAACCAGCCUUUGGUCUCAUUCCAUAUACCAGUCAUUUGGGGUUCAAACAGGUCCCUUAUAUGAUCUAUGACUUCUUUACGGAACGCUACCGCGUUCGCUCCGGCGCAGAAGCCGCUUUCAAUGUCGUCAUGGGUCAAAAGCGUCCAUUCAGAAAUCGCGAGUCGGAGGGCUACCCGAGCGACCUCGACUUUGACAAGCAAUCCGAGCAAUACAUCAAAACCUCAUGGAGGAAGCUACCGAAACGAAUCGAGGAUGCCAAGAAGGAGUAUUAUAAAGAGCUCCCUGCCAAGGUUAAAGUCGCACGUGAGUUGGCUUACGGCGAGAGGGAGCCGACUCGGAGCGAGAAGGCAAACCCACCAGCUACCGAAGUCGAGCUUCGGAGCCAACGUCUUAAGAAGGAGCUAAAGUGGAAGGAAGACCUGGAAGGUUGGCAGGUCCUGCGAGAUGAUGUUCAUUGGGAUGACCGUUUUGAGGGUGUCUUAGAGGUCUACAUGGCUCCAGACUUGCAAAAUUAUACGCAGAUAUAG